AGGGCGUCUAUGCGACCGACAAUCUGCCGACCGGUCCUCUGUUUUCAGUCGCCUUCGCUGCGGGCAGCGUACGGACGGAAGAGUUUCGAGUUUUUCGCGAAAAUCGGUUGUGUUUCUUAUACUGUCAUCACAUUACCGCUAUCGUAUACGAUGAUACAAAAGUCCCUAACUCUUCGACAAGUGAUUUUCGUGAGCAUACAUUCGAAAUAAGAACAAAAAUGUACUCCCGAAAAUGAGUUUUCUGUUGGCGCGUUACCGGUACUUAGCAAUACAUCGCGAAAGGGUUAUAAUCGAAUAAUACUCGAUACCAAAUAAUAAGGUGACACAUUGAAGAAUAAGAAAAGGGUAAAAUACGAAACAAAAGGCGGGAAACGAAUGCGUGGAAAACCGAUUUUGCUGGACGAACUGUUGGGCACGAGCGCGAUCAAGAAGGAAAAUACUUACACGAAGGUGGCAGAGACAGGGGUGGCGAAGGUCACGGAGUUGGGCCUAAGGGUGGCAUCAUGGACUCUCAUCAGCACCAGUUCUGUCUUAAGUGGAAUAGCUUCGGUAGCAACUUGGCGACAGCGUUCUCGAAUUUGUUUAAAAGCGAGAGUCUUACCGAUGUCACCCUAUUCUGCGAGGGAGUAACGUUCAAGGCACAUAGGUUAAUCCUCGCAGCAUGCAGCAAGCACUUUCAAGAGCUGUUCGAAGGAAUGCCUCCUUCUCCCGCGGGACUGAUCGUUAUUCUCGACGGGACAAGUGCCCACAAUAUGGCGUCCCUUCUCGAAUUCAUGUACCGUGGAGAGGUACACGUGUCCCAGGAAUCCCUCAGCUCUUUCCUCAAAGCAGCCGAAUGCCUUCAAGUAAAGGGUCUGUCCAUCGAACACGAGAAACUGGCAGUAGCGCAGAGGCACGCUGCGGAGAACAAUAACUCGUCGACGGACGCCGGGGGUAGCAAUGGCGGCGGAGGUGAUGGUGGUGGCGGUGGUGGCGGUGGCGGUGGCGGAGGUGGUGGCAGCGGCGGCGAGAGCGGAAGUGGUGUCAACGGUAGCGUGAGCGGAAACGUUGCUGGCAGCGUCGGUGGCAGCGUGGGUGGUGGUAUUGGUAGCGUCGGCGGUGGUGUCGGCGAGGUGAGCGAUUUGGGCGAAGCGGGUGAAGCAACCAUGGUUAGAAACAUCACGAAGAGGACCCCCACACCGGCACCUUCGCCCGCCCCAGCCUAUACCGUGCCCAGCCUCUACUCUACCUCUCACUAUUACGAAAGCCCGCAGAAAAGGCUGAUGAGAUCGCCGAGCGACGUCGAUACUUUAGGAAGGGCGAGUGUGUUACGCGAUGGUACCGCUUUCCGGCCCGCGUCAGCGCCACAUCCGCUUCUCCUGGAGAAUCAUUUCUAUCAGCCGUUUAUCCACCCUUCGGAAACGUCCGCGCAUCCCCAUACCGCGCCUCACACGCCAACGGAACUGGAACAAGAAUUGGAACGAGCGAGGUCCGAGGAACGUAGCAAUUGCGAUCUCAAGGAAAGCGUAGCCGAAGAUCUUCGAAUAAAACAGGAACCGGUAGCGUUGAGCGAUCGGGAGAGGGCAGAAAAAUUGGCGGAAAGACUGUCAGGCGAGGUUUAUUCCGGGGGAAGGGGGUUCGACGGUAGUCACUAUGGUUCAAACUCGGAUCAAAUGCAACACGGUGGACAAGCUGGCCACGGUAUGAUGCCCUUACCACCGGCUCAUCCACCGACUCCUGAUCUCAGCCCUGCACCCACCACCCCUGCUAUGUGGAAUACGAAGAUCAACAAGGCUGGCACUGUUACCACUCCUGAUGGCAAGAAGCUGAAGUGUCCGUUCUGCGAGAGACUGUACGGCUACGAGACGAACCUGCGCGCCCAUAUACGGCAACGUCACCAGGGUAUUAGGGUGCCGUGUCCGUUUUGUUCGCGGACCUUCACGCGGAACAACACGGUCAGACGGCACAUCGCACGGGAGCACAAGACCGAGCUGAAUCUGAAGGCGUUCCAGCAGUCGAACCAUUCGAUGUCGGACUCGGUGCCGCAGUAACGACAUCCCCGUCGUCGUCAUCGUCGUUGUCGUCGUCGUCGUCGUCGUCGUCUAAGUCACGAUCGUCGUCGUGAUCAUUGUUGCCGUCGUGGAGGCACCGAAAGCAGCCCGAUUGCUACUCGAGUAACCCGCGAGUGACUUCGAGUAACCCGAAUGACUUCAAGGAAGAUGGAACGAGUUAGCUGGAAGGUAAAGGUCCAUCUUUCCCUUUGGUCGUCGGUCAACGCCGUUCCCAUCCUGUGUCGCAUUCGGGCGACACUCUGGACUCCUCGUUUCCCUCGUGAACUACGCCUCGCUGCGUUUGACAGCGGCCAAAGCUGACGGUCCGUCGAGAAGCACGCGAGUUCCUGGCGAUAGGACUACAAAGGAAACGAUACGUGCGACCCGCUGGGUCAUCGAGGUCUGUUCGUAAUAGUUGUCAAUUAAACUGCGACCGUCACGAGUCGACCUUCCAGUACACGCCGAGGAAAACGUCUGGGGGGAAAUGUGCACGGAUUUCCGGGGGGACACGUUGGUGCACUCAGUAGGAUGGAUCUUCAGGGUUCUCCUUGUAAAACGACGUUUUCAGUUUUGCUUUCAGAUCUCACAGCCCGUGAUCUAUCUGACUUUUCGAAUCUAUUUUUAUAGAUUUACAGUUCCUUUUAAUUGUGCGUCGAAGCGAGACGCAUCUUGCGAAGGAUGGACGUCGGAUGAGACAGAAGGCGUUGACCACGAUGUAGGAAAAAUUGUCCCGGUGAUCGGAUCAUGGAAUACACGGGGAGAUUGAAGAGACGGAAAGCGAAGAAGAGGAGGAAAGGAGCUCGGAAAAACGUCGACGUCCGAUUGCUCGCGUAGCUAUGCACAGAGGUAGGGAAUUAAGCGCGUCGCGCCUCGGACACGCUCGCGGAUACGCUGCAAAUCACAAAACUAGUCAAUGAAAGUGCAACGUCGAGUAAGAGUUAUUAACUAUAAACGCUUAAAGAGCGUGAUUAAAUAGAGAAGUAGAGAAAAGAAUAAAAAAAGAAAAAGGCGUAAAACACCGGAGGAUAGAGAAACGUGAAACGCGGAUUCACGAAGCUAAAGAGAGAAGAAGAGUAACGAAGAAAAAAAGACGCAUAUCUCAGGUGAAAUCGUAUACAAUAAGCAAAAUAGAACUUUUUGUUUCUCAGUC
This is a messenger RNA of Osmia bicornis bicornis, 3180 nucleotides long. RefSeq names its product zinc finger protein chinmo (gene chinmo). NCBI's taxonomy places the organism in Eukaryota, Metazoa, Arthropoda, Insecta, Hymenoptera, Megachilidae. Bases 504 to 2030 code for a protein of 508 amino acids. Gene Ontology annotation, cellular component: nucleus. The record is from RefSeq and is a predicted model, not a curated record. Gene Ontology annotation, molecular function: protein binding. The transcript is spliced from 7 exons. Gene Ontology annotation, biological process: regulation of transcription by RNA polymerase II.